This is a messenger RNA of Epinephelus fuscoguttatus (brown-marbled grouper), 1296 nucleotides long. RefSeq names its product membrane bound O-acyltransferase domain containing 4 (gene mboat4). The transcript is spliced from 3 exons. Gene Ontology annotation, molecular function: serine O-acyltransferase activity. Gene Ontology annotation, biological process: peptidyl-serine octanoylation; lipid modification. The record is from RefSeq and is a predicted model, not a curated record. Lineage: Eukaryota; Metazoa; Chordata; Actinopteri; Perciformes; Serranidae. Gene Ontology annotation, cellular component: endoplasmic reticulum membrane. Bases 1 to 1296 code for a protein of 431 amino acids.
AUGGGUUUGAUGAGCUGGUUGUGGGAACAUCAGUUUUUGAUGCACCAGUGUUUUUCACUUCCAUUCGCAUUUCUGUUUUAUUUCCUUGCUCAACGGGGAUAUCUGUCCUUGACAUACAGGUACCUGUAUGUUUGUCUUGGAGGAUGCGUCCUGGCGGUCGUCACGAUGGGCAUCUACAGCUUGCUCCUGUUCACCUCAACUUUCCUCUUUAUCCUGCUUGUUUGCUCUGUGGAUCCUAGCUGUGUCCACGCCUGGGUGUUUGGUGUCCAGAUGUUGUGGCAAACCUUCUGGCACCUGCUUAUACAGUACAGGGAAUACUACCUGCAUGAGCCUGUCAGCAUCAGAUUGUUUCUGGCAGUGUCCUCUUUGAUGCUGCUCACUCAGAGAGUCACCUCUGUGUCCAUGGACCUCCAGGAAAAACAAGUUACACUAACAUUUAAUUCUUCAUCCAAAAAGAAAACCUGCGUGAUGCUUCUCCCUCUUGUCAGCUACAUCCUCAACUUCACCACACUGUUCGGUGGGCCAUUGUGCUCCUACAGCCGAUUUGUGUCCCUAAUGGCGGGAAUCAGCCUCAACCCUCCACCUAGUCCACUGGGUGUUGUCUCCUUAAAGUUGAUGCAGGUGUUAAUGAUGGAGUUAGUAAAGUAUUGUCUUGUCUAUUUCCUGAAACGUAACACCUAUGAUCCCUCCAGCUUUAUCAUUCUCUAUGGCGUCCUGUGGGUUUGGGGUCUGGCGGCAGUUUUGAGGAUCCAAUAUUAUUCUCACUGGAGGGUCAGUGAAUGCCUCAAUAACGCAGCUGGGUUUGGCUUUUGGGAAAAUUCACCAGGAGACUCCCCAGACUGGAGCGGACUAUCCGAUGGAGAUUUCUGGACCAUUGAAGCAUCGAGCCGUAUGUCAGAGUUUGCCCGUCGAUGGAACUCCACGACAGCUUCAUGGCUGCGUAGGCUGGUUUUUACAAGAUGCAAACGUUUCCCAUUGUUCAUGACUUUUAGCUUCUCAGCGUGGUGGCAUGGCUGGCAUUUGGGUCAUUUUGUGGGAAUUCUGACCUGGGCAGCAACCGUGAAAGCAGAUUAUCACAUACACAGGCACCUGGGCCCAAAACUGUCGUCUCCAUGGAGGAAAAUAUACACUUGUAUAAGUUGGAUUAACACUCAAAUGAUUGUGGCUUGUGUUGUUAUAGCAGUAGAAUUAAGAAAUGUGUCUGGUUUGAGACUUUUGUCUGUAACAUACAUAGGUCUGUUUCCACUUUUUAAUGUAAUUCUGAUUUUUAUCUUAUUAAAACUCAACACAAAUUAA